Amphimedon queenslandica is the source of this 984-nucleotide messenger RNA. RefSeq names its product beta-1,3-galactosyl-O-glycosyl-glycoprotein beta-1,6-N-acetylglucosaminyltransferase 3-like. Gene Ontology annotation, molecular function: acetylglucosaminyltransferase activity. NCBI's taxonomy places the organism in Eukaryota, Metazoa, Porifera, Demospongiae, Haplosclerida, Niphatidae. The transcript has 2 exons. The annotation marks the transcript as partial. Gene Ontology annotation, cellular component: membrane. The record is from RefSeq and is a predicted model, not a curated record.
GACUGAGCAGUUACUCAGCAGCACAGCAACACACCCGGUUGUUGUGGUAUUUAACGAGGUCUCACUGUUGUGGACUUGUGAUAUCGAGGCCAUUUUAAUCAUUUAAAGGCUAUGUCAACUGGUGAUCAUACCAACGUUAAAACUGUCUUCUACCUCGUUCUCUUAUGUAUGGUUUUUGGAGUGGCUGUCAUGUCUUACAGAGGAUUGGGGAGACCAAAUUAUGUCACUUCUCUUAGUUCUGGCACUGAUUUGGUCCAGGUGGCAAUAAACCCUCUGUCAAUAGCAAAUGUCAAUACCACUGCUUCUUGUAGGAGGCCCCCUAAACAUUUUCCGACUCCAGUAGCAUUUCUCCAUAAGUUGCAGCCUACACUUAAACCAUCCUGUGAUAAAUUAUUCAAUGGACAACAUUCAGAGAGACAACGUGUCAGAAAUGCUCAAAAACAUUUCCAGUUACCAUCAGAUGCUGAAAUACUCCAGGCCUACAGUAAAGGAAAUUGUAGCUUCGUACAAAAUGACUUUGACAACAACUUUUAUAUUUCUCCAGAUGAAAUAGACUUCCCCAUUGCUUACGAGAUGCUAAUAUAUUAUCAGAAAAAUCGUUUCCUACAAGCACUCAAUUUAUUGAAAUUCAUUUAUAGACCUCACAACGUUUACUGUAUACAUAUUGACAAGGGCUCUCCUCAAUGGUGGAUAAAUGGUGUUAAAGGUUUUACGAGCUGUCUUCCUAAUGUUUUUGUGGCUAAGAAACUUGUCAAGAUAUACUAUGGAAGUGUUAGUAUUCUGGAUGCACAUUUGAGUUGUCUCAGUGAACUACUGACAGUAACUACACCAUGGAAGUAUGUACUGACAUUACAUUCACCUGAAAUACCAUUGAUAACUAAUAGGGACAUUGUAAAGAAGUUGGUUGAACUAAAAGGUCAUAAUAUUGUCACUAAAGGUUUUAAUGCUUCUGAUCCUAAAAGUGGAUAUGCUUAUAAUUGGCUA